ACUCAUUUUGGCUUGUAAUAUUUGAUCAGAAAAUGGAGGAUGGUAAAGGGAUGACGAUGAUGAUGAAAAAGGAUGCAGAAAUUGAUACAACUGCACCCUUUCGUUCAGUUAAAGAGGCUGUGGUUUUAUUUGGAGAGAGAGUUCUUGCUGGAGAACUCUAUGUCAAUAAUCUUCAAGAGACGCAGGACAGAAAAAGAGAAUAUGUCCCUUCCAAGGUCGGAACCAUGAAAGCUGAGCUAGAGGAGACGAAGAAUAACCUCAAAAGAGCGCACGAAGAAGGCAUGUUAAUGGCAAGUUGUCUCUCUUCAAUGCAACAAGAGCUCGAACAGACUAAAAGAGAAUUGAAUCAACUUAAAGAACGCGAAUCCCAAAAACAAGAAAUAGAUUUGGAUAUCGAGCACCUGAAAUUUGUUGAAGAUUCGACGAGAUUUGAACUCAGAACCCAAAAGACUGACCAAAAAGUCGAGUUUCAAAAGAAUACAUACAUGACAUCUGUAGCACAAGUUAUGAUGCCACCACCUGGUGAUGCUGCUGUCCUCGAAAGGCACCCUUCUCUCAAGAAGAAGAAAAAGAAACAGUUAAUCCCAUUUAUUGGGAGGAUUUUUCCCUGGAAGAAAUCAGGUAGCUCUGAAAUUGCUUGACCAAAAUGCAUGAAAUUUGGGGAUGUUUUACGAGUUUUGUAAUAUAAUGAGAUAAUCAGACAUAAUUAAGUUUUUAUCAAUAAGGUUGUCUCGAUAAAGUUCAAAAAAUAAAAAAUAAAAAAUUAUAUUUUU
Molecule: messenger RNA, 773 nt
Organism: Olea europaea var. sylvestris
Lineage: Eukaryota; Viridiplantae; Streptophyta; Magnoliopsida; Lamiales; Oleaceae
Product: WEB family protein At1g75720-like
Exons: 2
Coding region: 33-641 (202 amino acids)
Source: RefSeq, a predicted model, not a curated record